UCUUUGUCUCUCUCCCUGUCCCUGCUGCAGCUGAUUGAGGAUUUGCGGAAGGAGCUGGAAUAUUUGCAGUUGUAUAAGUUGGAGGUGGAGACGCCCGGCUGGAGUCGGGCUCCAUCCUGCACCACGAUCGAGCUGACCUUCCGUAACAAGGAGAUGGAGCUCGAGUAUGAGGCCAAACACCUGAAACAGGAGAACCUGAGACUACGAGAGCAGAACGAUGAUCUAAACGGACAGAUCCUCAGCCUGAGUUUGUACGAAGCGAAGAAUCUGUUUGCAACUCAAACCAAGGCUCAGUCAUUGGCUGCGGAAAUCGACACUGCCACCCGAGACCAGCUAAUGGAAGCUUUUCAAGAGCAGGAGGAGAUUAAUCUGCGAUUGAGACAGUAUAUGGACAAGAUCAUCCUGGCUAUUUUAGAUCACAAUCCCUCCAUCCUGGAAAUUAAGAAAUAAAGACAGUGGGACCCAGUGCCUGGACCGUGGGUUCGGGUCCAGCUUGGCUCUUUGCUGAGUGAUGGAGGCCUGACAUCUUGCCAAUCUGUUUAUUUACUAGUUACAUGUGAAUUUAAAUAAUAUCUGCUGGGAUUUGAGAUUUACUUCUGCACUUUUUGAUCCUGUGAAAAUAAUGAGUUUGUUUGGGAGGAAGUUGACAUUUUUGACGCAUGGCCAUCUUCAGAAGGUGACUUUGUUCAGUGACAGUGUGGGAGCAGGGGCUGAUCGCGGUGCUGGGAGGGUUGUGACUGACUUACCGAUAGAAGCAGUCUUCCUGUAGGUUGGAGUUGUUAAAGUUGACUCUCUGUGUGUCUGGUGUGGUGUGUGAGAAGCUGGUAUUUCACAUCCCUAUCAUUCAUCCUGUAGGAGUCAGGGAGUUUCUGACUGGAAGCUGCGUGGGGCCAGGAUUAUUUUCUUGUCUGUUCUGUAUGAUCCCUUCCUGAGGAACACAGGGUUGUGAGGCUGAGCUACAAACUGGUCCAAGGCAGCCUGGCCAGCUCACUGACCGUGCUAGUUCCACCGAGGAUUGACAUUAAACUGCUCGAGAGAGAGAGAGAGACAGAGAGAGAGAGAGAUGACACAGACUCCCUGAGAGCUGUGGACAGUGACAGACUCUGAAACAAGCCCAGUCUUGAGGUAGAGAAUACCAGCAACUCGUGCCAACUCUGGACAGCCCUCACCAGGUUACACGCAGACUUCACUC
Chiloscyllium plagiosum (whitespotted bambooshark) is the source of this 1192-nucleotide messenger RNA. The record is from RefSeq and is a predicted model, not a curated record. Lineage: Eukaryota; Metazoa; Chordata; Chondrichthyes; Orectolobiformes; Hemiscylliidae.